AUGAGAAGCGUGGCCAGGUUUUGGCCGUUGGCCGAUGUGCACCUGGAACGACGUGGCGACGACGACGACGGCGACGACGCCACAGUGGCAGCAGACAGGGCCUCGGCGAGUAAACCGCGAACGUUGUACCGGUGCACGCUCGAGGCGCUGGUACGGCACUACUCCAACAAUCCACGCUCCAGCGGGUAUCGGGCAGCUGUGCAGUGUCUGCCGCUUGCCGUACGGCUCGAGGUACUGGAGGACAUGUGCGAUUACCCGCAUCUGCUCGAUGAGCAGCAGGAGCUACUGUCGGAUCCGGUGUUGAUCAGUGAAGCGUUGCGGCAGUUGCCCGCUGAUCGGACCAAGCUGGUGCGCUGUUUCCAGUGGUUGGAGUGCAAUCGACGGCCGGUAACGGAUCGGCUCUGCCAGCGGUUUCAGCGUGCUUGUGUAAAGUUACAGGUCGGUAAUGAGGAUCGUGAACGUGAUGGUAUCCGCCGUGGUCUGACCAUUGCCGGGUUUCUCACCGAAACCGGUUGGCUGAGGGAAGCCAUCAAGAUCCUGCGUACCGCCUGUCUGUUGGCCAAGACGGGAUCGGAAGUGGAGCUGGAAGUGCUCCGGCAACUACUCCGUGCCCAAUCACUCGGUGCGAAAGGGAUCGAAGCUCGCCAAACGUGCCACCGGUUAACGGCGACGGUGGUAAGGUAUCCGCAUCUACUCCGACCACCACAACAGACGCCAUCUUGUUAUGACGGCAUGCAGUGCCGGAAUGAUGUGGCCGUCGGUACGUACCUGGCGCUAUCGCUGUACGAGCUGGAGAUGCGCGAGAUCACGCUCAGCUACCAUUACGCGGUGAUGGCGCUUGAGAUGCUGACCGAUUGCUCCCCGGGGCGGUUGAUCGUUGACGUUUGUCGGCAGCUAGCGAAGGCCUGCCUUACUCGUAAGCAGUACGCACGGACGGGCCUUCUCAUGCGCCAAGCCAUCGCUUGGGCACGGAACUGUUACGGUAAAGGGAGCGCACAGUACGCGGAAACGCUCGAGGACUACGCGAUGUACCUGCUGGCGCGGAAUGCCGUCACGGAGAGUGUCGGUGUGUUCGCCGAAGCGCAGCACAUCUACCUGCGGCUGUACGGACCGCGGAACUUGCUGUUGGCCCAUGCCCAGGGCAACCUAGUGUUUGGGUUGUGUCUGCAGGCGUACGUGCAUGAGCAGCGGGAACGGGCCGUGCAGCAUGUCGAGAACUCGAUGGCUAACUUUGAGCGGAUACUGCCCCAUGACCAUCGGUUGUUGGUGCAAGGGCGACGGUUGCGCUCCUCGAUGGACCUGUUGCUGUUCGAUGUGACCGAUGGAACGGGCAGAAGAGGAGGAGGAGGAGGUGAUGGUCCUUCGCAGGAGGAGAAACCACAAGCGGUGGAGCAGGAGCUGAAGCUGGAUAAGGUGGGCGAUGGUCCUCUGGCGGUGCACGUACUUCGGCGAUCGUUCUACCUCGGUCCGGGCUGUUGA
Molecule: messenger RNA, 1479 nt
Organism: Anopheles aquasalis
Lineage: Eukaryota; Metazoa; Arthropoda; Insecta; Diptera; Culicidae
Product: amyloid protein-binding protein 2-like
Biological process (GO): proteasome-mediated ubiquitin-dependent protein catabolic process; intracellular protein transport
Cellular component (GO): Cul2-RING ubiquitin ligase complex
Molecular function (GO): protein binding; ubiquitin-like ligase-substrate adaptor activity
Source: RefSeq, a predicted model, not a curated record